Messenger RNA from Zophobas morio, 1251 nucleotides. RefSeq lists its product as uncharacterized. The transcript is spliced from 3 exons. The coding region runs from base 14 to 1150 and encodes 378 amino acids. The record is from RefSeq and is a predicted model, not a curated record. Lineage: Eukaryota; Metazoa; Arthropoda; Insecta; Coleoptera; Tenebrionidae.
GUGUUCGCAAACAAUGAUGCGCCAAAUUUUGAGGAUUUGUCUAUUGAUGGUAGUACUUAGUUAUGCGUAUUCGAAACACACAAACACUAUAGAAAAAAGACAGUGCUCAGGCAACACCUGCAACACAUGUAACGGUGGAAGUUGCAACACAUGUAACGGUGGAAAUUGCAACACAUGUAACGGUGGAAAUUGUAACACUUGUAACGGUGGAAAUUGCAACGCAUGCAACAACAAUGUUUGCUGUUCAAGUGCAAGUUGUAACCAAUGUGUUAACCAAUGUUCCAACAACUGUAACAAUAACGCAUCUUGUAAAAAUAAUUGUGUAAGUGGAUGCGCCACGGCAUGCCAAGGAAAUGAUAAUUGUGCGGCGUCCUCUUGCUCCCAGUGUGUGAAUAAAUGCUGUAAUCAAUGUUCCUCCGAUACAACAUGUGUAAACAAUUGUUCUAAAUCAUGCGAUUGUACUACACCUAGUCCUCGUACUAAAGAAGUGAAUAAUGAUGUUGUAUUUGUCCCAUCUUCCGAAGCUUCAAAAGUUAUUGUCAACAACACUAAUAACAAUCUGGUUAAUCUAACUACACUCAUUAACAUCGACAAUGUCGUUCACAACAUCAAUAACAUAAGUAUCCCAGUGUAUGUGAACACCACCAACAUUAAUAACAUUAAUUUGUCUGAAAAUCGUCAGUCGACUCAAACCGGCGGAAAUCCUAGUGGAUCUAUCCGUAGGCCACCACCCGUAAUCCCCUGGCCUCAGGGGUCUAGCGUUGUGGAGGGGAGCCAAACUUUUCCACAGAUUUUUCCUCCACAGUUUGGUGACAACUGUUGCUAUGUUUUGCACCCAAGGACGUGUUACAACGAUACCGACGGUAACACCAGGUGUUACAUCAGGAGAAGCCGAGAAUGUUCCGAUAUAUGUUCAUCGCCGGUGAUUUCAAUAGAACAAGAUGCAACAAUAAAUUCAGGAUGUCAACGCGUUAAUACUUGGCCUUACCAAUAUUGUGGAAACUAUGUCCGUCGAGAUUGUGGCCAAUGUUACACCUGUGGAGGAAGCUACAAUCCAAGCCAGUGCUUUACCCAAUCCGGAUGUUCGGAUGGUUGCAGAGGCGGGGCACCAAACUGCGUCCCGAGUCAGUAUGGACUUCAGUGUUAUUAAUUUAAGAAUUUACUACUUUCAUUAUUGUACUCAUACAUACGGAUUUUUACAGUUAGCUAGUUUUUUAUUAUUAUUAAGUUUUACUAAAACAUUACUUCUUC